This is a messenger RNA of Vollenhovia emeryi, 1471 nucleotides long. RefSeq lists its product as uncharacterized. The record is from RefSeq and is a predicted model, not a curated record. The coding region runs from base 1033 to 1431 and encodes 132 amino acids. The transcript is spliced from 2 exons. Lineage: Eukaryota; Metazoa; Arthropoda; Insecta; Hymenoptera; Formicidae.
UUUGUAUAUAUUAUAUGUAUUAACAAAAACUGACUAUAAUACUUAUUUUCAGGAACUUAAUGUUUUUUUUAACAAUGAUAAAGGUGUUAAUAAUGUAGGAUUGGCCCCUCCUCUUAUUUCGUAAGGGCCAAUCUACUGGAAUAUGAAGAACGUAUUGAAGAGGCUUCGAUCAAGCACACACAGUCUCGUUUUCAAGCGUUUUAAUGUCACAAUCAUCAAUGGUCGGAUACAGUUCGCGACGCACGCUCUGUACACACAGUUCUCUCGCACGAUUCUCACGAUGCGCACGACUCACGAUACGCACAAUACGCUACGACUCACGAUGCGUACAAUACUCUACGACUCACGAUGCGUACGACUCACGACACGCACGAUACGCUACGACUCACGAUGCGUACAAUACUCUACGACUCGCGGUAUCCCGACUCACGGAACACACGAUACGCUACGACUCACGAUGCGUAAGACUCACGACACGCACGAUACGCUACGACUCACGAUGCGUAAUACUCUAUAACUCGCGGUAUCCCGACUCACGGAACACACGAUACGCUACGACUCACGAUGCGUAAUACUCUAUAACUCGCGGUAUCCCGACUCACGGAACACACGAUACGCUACGACUCACGAUGCGUAAUACUCUAUAACUCGCGGUAUCCCGACUCACGGAACACACGAUACGCUACGACUCACGAUGCGUAAGACUCACGAUAUUCUCGAUUCUCUACAACUCGCUAUAUCCCGCUGGAUCUCGCUGAGACGCGCUUCGUCUCGCUAUGCUACACGUACACGUACUCUCUUUCUCUCUCUGUCUCCGGGCACGCACACGCCAUCUCUCGUGUCCCCUAGCGCACCUCAAGCUCGGAAAUUUGGGGAACCACUAUCUUACUCUCCUACAAAAAUAAUAUUGAACAACGUGACAUUACUAAUUGUAGUCCUACAAAAGAGGAAUUACAGGAAAUUGCAGUGAAAUAUUAUGAACUACUAAAAAAACAAUCUACUACAAAUUUUAACACUUUAUCUAUUGAUGCAAUGAAGGAUAAUUGUCAGUUAUCCGAAAAUAAAGAAGAUUUAAAAGAUGAAAAUGAUGAAGAAAAACUUUCAGUGAUUGAUUCAUAUCUUUCUGAUAACAACGAAGUUUUUGAAGAUCCAGAUAAUGAUAGUCAACUUUUCGGACGUGACUAUUCUGGUGACAAAAUGAUACAUCUACGGAAUGGGAUCUUUUGUAGAAAAAAAAAUUAUGAUCUUGCUCUAGGAAGUUCACAUAGAGCUAGUCAUAUAGCUCGUAGAUUAUUGGAAGGAGUUUUUAAACAAGAAAUUCUUAUCAAAUGUACGUUUACUGGACAAACACCACGCUCAUUAGGAAAGGAGCGUCUAACAGAGGAGAUGUUCUGCUUACAUGAUCGCGCAAAAAAUGCUAUAAUAGGUUAAUAUUAUAUAUAUUCAGUAUAAAUUAUAUGAUUAAACGAUU